Lasiodiplodia theobromae is the source of this 690-nucleotide messenger RNA. Its product is annotated as Snf7 family protein. Gene Ontology annotation, cellular component: multivesicular body; ESCRT III complex. The coding region runs from base 1 to 690 and encodes 229 amino acids. The transcript is spliced from 2 exons. The record is from RefSeq and is a predicted model, not a curated record. Lineage: Eukaryota; Fungi; Ascomycota; Dothideomycetes; Botryosphaeriales; Botryosphaeriaceae. Gene Ontology annotation, biological process: late endosome to vacuole transport; protein transport; endosome transport via multivesicular body sorting pathway.
AUGGAGACCAUCAAGUCGCUCCUGUGGAAGCCCACGCCCGAAGAGCAAAAACGGAAAUGCAACGCCCUCGUCCGCCAGAACGUGCGCAAGCUCGACCGCGACAUCAUGCAGCUGAAGCAGGCUGAGCAGAAGACCAAGAGCUACAUCGUCCAGGCCUCGAAGCGCGCCCAGCGCAACCCGGCCAUGGCCAAGCAGGCCGCCCAGGACACGCGCGUCUUCGCGAAGGAGCUGAUCCGCGUGCGCAAGCAGAGCUCGCGCCUGCACACGAGCAAGGCCCAGCUGCAGAGCGUGCAGAUGCAGGUCAACGAGGCCUUCUCGGUGCGCAAGAUCGAGGGCAGCAUCCGCGCCUCGACCGGCAUCAUGAAGGACGUCAACACCCUUGUGCGCCUGCCCGAGCUGACCGGCACCAUGCGCGAGCUCAGCCAGGAGCUCGUCAAGGCCGGCAUCAUCGAGGAGAUGGUCGGCGACUCGAUGCCUGACACGGAGCUGCUGGAGGGCGAGGACGACGAGGCCGAGUCGGAGGUUGACAAGGUGCUCAGCGAGGUCCUCAAGGACAAGAUAUCCCAGGCCCAGGAGCCCCAGCAGGACCUCCAACUGCCCAGCCAGCCCGUCGCUGCAGACGAGGAGGAGGAAGAUCCGGAGGAGAUGCUCAGCGCUAUGCGGGGCAGACUCGAGGCCCUCAAGAGCUAA